Molecule: messenger RNA, 1314 nt
Organism: Loxodonta africana (African savanna elephant)
Lineage: Eukaryota; Metazoa; Chordata; Mammalia; Proboscidea; Elephantidae
Product: olfactory receptor 7G2-like
Exons: 1
Coding region: 376-1314 (312 amino acids)
Biological process (GO): G protein-coupled receptor signaling pathway
Cellular component (GO): plasma membrane
Molecular function (GO): G protein-coupled receptor activity; olfactory receptor activity
Source: RefSeq, a predicted model, not a curated record
UUGAACUGUUUUAAUCCAUAGGGUUUUCAUUGGCUGAUUUUCAGAAGUAAGUCAUGAGGCUUUUCUUCCUAUAAAAUUACAAAAUACUUUAAAUGAUCAUAACGACACAGAUGGUGUGAAAAAAAAAGAACACAUCGUCAACACUUUCCAGAAUAAAUAAAUACUGAUGCUCAGCUAUUGAUCACAUUCACAUAUUUUUUUACUAAAUAAUCAAAUAAUAUGCAAACAGAUGGCAUCAACUUCGUAUUCCUCUCCAUUCCUCAUGUUCUCUGCCCUAGAUGGUGUUUACCUCUGGUGAGGCAGCUACUGCUGUUAUAGGGACCACACAUUUGAUUGUCUUGUAAUCUCAUCUUUUCCAUCAGAUUCAUCAAUAAUAUGGAGCCUAGAAACAGAACAAGUGUUUCAGAAUUCUCUCUCCUGGCACUGACAGAGGAUCCGGAACUGCAGCCCCUCCUCUUUAGCUUGUUUCUGUCCAUAUAUCUGUUCACUGUCCUGGGGAACCUGCUCAUCAUCCUGGCUGUCAGCUCUGAUGCUCACCUCCACACCCCCAUGUAUUUCUUUCUUGCCAAUCUGUCCUUCACUGACAUCUGUUUCAGUACCACCACAAUCCCAAACAUGCUGGUGAAUCUCCAAACACAGAAUCAGAGCAUCACGUAUGCAGGUUGCCUCACCCAGGUCUUUUUUGUCCUGUUUUUUUCUAGUUUGGAAAGCUUUCUCCUGGGAGUAAUGGCCUAUGACCGCUAUGCGGCCAUUUGUCACCCACUGACAUACACAGCCAUCAUGAACCCCCGCCUCUGUGGUCUGCUGAUUCUACUCUCCUUGUCCAUUACCACUGUGGAUGCCUUGAUCCACAGUCUGAUAGUGUUGAACCUGUCUUUCUGCACAGAUUGGGCAAUUCCCUACUUCUUCUGUGAAGUUGUUCAGAUCAUCAAGAUUGCCUGUUCUGAUACCCUCCUCAAUAGCACCUUCUUAUAUUUGGCAGCUACCAUACUGGGUGGUGUUCCCCUCUCUGGAAUCAUUUUCUCUUAUACUCAAAUUGUCUCCUCCAUUUUGAGAAUGUCUUCAGUGGGUGGAAAGUACAAAGCUUUCUCCACCUGUGGGUCUCACCUCUCAGUUGUUUCCUUGUUCUAUGGGACAGGCUUAGGUACAUAUAUUAGUGCUGCAUUUACACACUCUUCCAGGAAGACUGCAGUGGCUUCAAUGAUGUACACUAUGGUCACUCCCAUGAUGAACCCCUUCAUCUACAGCCUGAGAAACAGGGACAUGAAGAGAGCCCUGAGGAACAUUAUCAGGUGCACACCUGCUUUUCAGUGA